UUUCUUUCUUUAUUUACAUAUAUAUUUUUCUUUCCUUCUUUCUCUCUCUAUCUGUAUUUUUCUUUUUAUAAUAAAUGAGACCAUGGUACGUCCCCGAGGCUGCGCGAUCAGUCCAGAAACGAAACGGAGGAGAGAGAGAGAGAGAGAGAGAGAGAGAGAGAGAAUUAAUGGGUUUUUAUUAGAGUUUAUAGAGAGAAAGAGAGUGAACAAAGUAAGAGAGAGAGAGGCCAUUUUUAAAAGCAAAGAGGGCAGGGUCCUCAUAAGCCUUUUACACGUGAUAAAGAAAACACCAAAAAGUGUUUGCAUGCGUGUAUAAAGAUUCAUCAUCAUCAUCAUCACCUCUUCCUCUUCUUACUAUUUCUCUCUCCCUUACCAUACCAUCUUUCUCAUAUACUCUUCUUUUCUCUCUCGAAUCUGAAUCUCUUGAAGACCCAGUUUCUGCAUCUCUUUGGUUUUGGUUCCCUUUAGUUUGAAAAACCUCUUCUUCACGUUCUGUGGCACUAAAGUAGUUCACAUCUUUGUUAUAUACUGAGAUUUAAGGCCGUUUAGCCAUUUCAAUUGUAAUAUAUUUUAUUGAAGAGUGGAAGGCAAAGAAGAAGCAUUUCGUGUUUUACAAGUGAGUAGAGGAGAAUGCCGAUAAGGCAAAUGAAAGAAAGCUCAGAGCAACACCUGGUGAUCAAAACCCAUCUCCAAAACUCCAUGAACCCAUCUCUGAAACAACCCAAAACUGCCCAAAAUGGCAAAGGGCCACCAACCCAAGAACCCCAUAACGCUAAAACCAACAACCAAGCUUCGCCUCCUACAAAAAACAGAGGAAGAAGAAGAGGUCGAGGUGGCCGGAAAUCCGACCAGGGAGACGUUUGUAUGCGACCCAGUUCAAGACCCUGCACGGUGGCUCAUAAACCAGUGCCGGAGAAUCUCGUCGCCGGUAGUCCGAGUGGCUCCUCCGUCGAAAAUGGUGGCCACACGUGUGAGAUGGACGUGGGUUUUCCGAGUUCAAGCAAGUCUUUGAGAUUUGCUCGAAGACCUGGGUUUGGCCAAGUUGGGACCAAGUGCAUUGUAAAGGCUAACCAUUUCUUUGCUGAGUUACCGGACAAGGAUUUGAACCAGUAUGAUGUCACCAUUACUCCUGAAGUGGCAUCAAGAAAUGUGAACAGGGCCAUCAUGGCAGAACUGGUGAGGCUGUACAAAGAGACUGACCUAGGAAUGAGACUACCUGCCUAUGAUGGCAGAAAAAGUCUGUAUACCGCUGGUGAGUUGCCCUUUACAUGGAAGGAGUUCAACGUUAAGCUUAUAGAUGAAGAAGAUGUAGUUCACGGUCCCAAAAGGGAGAGACAGUACAAAGUAGUGCUUAAGUUUGUGGCAAAGGCAAAUUUGCAUCAUUUGGGCCAGUUUUUAGCUGGGAAGUGUGCUGAUGCACCCCAGGAAGCUCUCCAAAUUCUUGACAUUGUAUUAAGAGAGCUCUCAAACAGGAGGUAUUGCCCCGUUGGGAGAUCCUUCUUCUCACCCGAUAUUAGAGUUCCACAGCGGCUUGGUGAGGGCUUGGAAUCAUGGUGUGGAUUUUACCAGAGCAUAAGGCCAACACAGAUGGGCCUAUCUCUGAAUAUUGAUAUGGCAUCAGCUGCAUUCAUUGAACCUCUGCCUGUAAUUGAGUUUGUUGGUCAACUUCUUGGAAAAGAUGUGUUAUCUAGGCCCUUGUCUGAUUCAGAUCGCAUAAAGAUUAAGAAGGCUCUUAGAGGAGUGAAAGUUGAAGUUACACACAGAGCAAAUAUUCGUAGAAAGUAUCGUGUUUCGGGCUUGACAUCUCAACCCACAAGGGAACUAGUGUUCCCUGUUGAUGAGAACUCAACGAUGAAAUCAGUUGUUGAAUACUUCCAGGAGAUGUAUGGUUUCACUAUUCAACAUGCACAUCUUCCUUGCCUUCAAGUGGGAAAUCAGAAGAAGGCAAACUAUUUACCCAUGGAGGCUUGCAAAAUUGUUGAGGGCCAAAGAUAUACAAAAAGGUUAAAUGAGAAGCAAAUUACUGCACUACUAAAAGUUACAUGCCAAAGACCCAAGGAUCGUGAACAAGACAUCCUGAAGACCGUUGAACAUAAUGCUUACGACCAAGAUCCUUAUGCGAAAGAGUUUGGAAUCAGGAUCAGUGAAAAACUAGCAUCUGUUGAAGCUCGAAUUCUUCCUGCACCCUGGUUGAAGUAUCAUGACACUGGAAAGGAAAAGAAUUGCUUGCCUCAAGUUGGUCAGUGGAACAUGAUGAACAAGAAAAUGAUUAAUGGAAUGACAGUAAGCCGGUGGGCGUGUAUUAACUUCUCACGAAGUGUGCAAGAGAGUGUUGCACGUGGGUUUUGCAGUGAACUUGCUCAAAUGUGUCAAGUAUCUGGCAUGGAAUUUAAUACAGAACCUGUUAUUCCAAUUUACAAUGCCCGGCCUGAGCAAGUAGAGAAGGCAUUGAAGCAUGUUUACCAUGCAUCCAUGAACAAAACAAAAGGAAAAGAAUUAGAGCUUGUGUUAGCUAUCUUGCCUGACAACAAUGGCUCCCUAUAUGGUGAUCUCAAACGAAUCUGUGAAACAGAUCUUGGUUUAAUGUCACAAUGCUGUCUCACCAAACAUGUCUUCAAAAUUAGCAAGCAGUACCUGGCUAACGUGUCCCUGAAGAUUAAUGUGAAGAUGGGUGGUAGAAAUACUGUUCUUUUGGAUGCUAUUAGUUGCAGAAUACCAUUAGUUAGUGAUGUGCCCACCAUAAUUUUUGGAGCAGAUGUGACUCACCCUGAGAAUGGAGAAGACUCGAGCCCUUCAAUAGCUGCUGUAGUAGCUUCUCAGGAUUGGCCUGAAGUGACUAAAUAUGCAGGAUUAGUUUGUGCCCAGGCUCACCGACAGGAACUCAUACAAGAUCUGUAUAAGACAUGGCAGGAUCCAGUUCGGGGAACAGUUAGUGGUGGUAUGAUCAGGGAUCUUCUAGUUUCGUUCCGGAAGGCAACAGGGCAGAAGCCUCUGAGAAUCAUAUUUUAUAGGGAUGGUGUGAGUGAAGGGCAAUUUUAUCAAGUUCUACUGUAUGAGCUAGAUGCUAUCAGAAAGGCUUGUGCUUCUUUGGAACCCAACUACCAACCGCCAGUCACUUUUAUAGUAGUCCAAAAACGACAUCACACCCGGCUGUUUGCUAAUAAUCACAGAGAUAGGAGCAGCACAGACAAGAGUGGGAAUAUAUUGCCUGGCACUGUUGUUGAUACUAAGAUCUGUCAUCCAACAGAGUUUGAUUUUUAUCUCUGCAGCCAUGCUGGUAUUCAGGGUACAAGUAGGCCAGCUCACUAUCAUGUCUUGUGGGAUGAGAAUAAUUUUACUGCUGAUGCAAUCCAGUCAUUAACAAACAAUCUCUGUUAUACGUAUGCAAGGUGCACUCGGUCUGUAUCUGUUGUUCCACCUGCAUAUUAUGCACAUUUGGCUGCUUUUCGAGCCCGAUUCUACCUGGAACCAGAGAUGCAGGAAAAUGGAAGCAAUGGCCACCCUUCCAAGGGAACAAGGACGGCUGGAGACUUGGGUGUCCGGCCAUUGCCUGCCUUGAAGGAGAAUGUUAAGAGGGUAAUGUUCUAUUGUUAGAAUGGGAAGACAGCUGAUGCCUUGGUUGGUUUUAGAGUUGUAGCUAGAACAAGGAGGCAGCGCAAUCAUGGCAUCUUUCAUAGUUAAAAUCCCUUUCUGUAAAUGUUCCAUUGUCUAUGAUGACUAUGCAUGGCAGUUGCUGCUUGCUAUUUCCCUUCUAUUUUUUAAUAUCCCAGAACUGAAAAAGGAGGGAAGAAAAAGAAAGAACACAAGAAAAGAAUGAAAAAGAAGUAAAAGAUAGGUUCUUCCCAUAUUUAGUUUAGCAUAGCUUUGCAUAGGACACCCUAGAUGCUCUGACAAAAAAACUUGGGAAGUAGUAGGCUUAUUAUAGUUGAUGACAGGUUCCUGUCUCUUGUACUUUGCAGUGUAACCCGUUUCUGUAAGAUUUGUCAAACUAAGCUCUUUGUAAAGAAAUGAAUAAUCUUUAUAUGUAGGAAUUUUGACUCAGUAAA
Molecule: messenger RNA, 4046 nt
Organism: Humulus lupulus (European hop)
Lineage: Eukaryota; Viridiplantae; Streptophyta; Magnoliopsida; Rosales; Cannabaceae
Product: protein argonaute 10
Exons: 22
Coding region: 631-3594 (987 amino acids)
Biological process (GO): regulatory ncRNA-mediated post-transcriptional gene silencing
Cellular component (GO): cytoplasm
Molecular function (GO): RNA binding; protein binding
Source: RefSeq, a predicted model, not a curated record